Klebsormidium nitens is the source of this 3888-nucleotide messenger RNA. Lineage: Eukaryota; Viridiplantae; Streptophyta; Klebsormidiophyceae; Klebsormidiales; Klebsormidiaceae. The record is from the annotation of a GenBank genome assembly.
CGGACAGCACUUCCCGCAACUCUCCAAAAAAGUGGUUGAAUAUCUUGCUUUAGUUGGGCUAGCCACCAAGGGCCUAGUCGCCGUAGUGAUAAUCUUGUGACCUUGUCUUCCAGCUGUCUAGGGCGGCAAAGUUUUCAAUCUUUGGUCUGCAUUCGCAUGAGAAGCGAGAAGGCAUUGAAGAGUUCCGUCAUGAGCGAUAUUCCUCAAGGGUCUGAUUUGUAACAUUGUUAGAGGAACGGAUAAAGCAUUGAGAAGAACCCUGUGCUUGAGUGGACUCAUGAAUGGUGGAGAUGGAGCCUUAGUAAAUGGCGACCACCCUGCAUCAGAGGCUGCGGCGCUCCCAAAUUGUGUCAUGUCGAAGGAGAAGUUUCAGGGAACAGGUGGUGAAAAAGACCCUGGGCAGGUUAUGGUGCAUUCUUCUCAUGCAACCGUUGCGCAGGACUCCAAAGCCUCGUCGCAACGAGCAGCGUCUUCUGCUAGAAACAGUGACAACCGCCUCCCAUCAGUUGAAACUGCCCAUGCUCAUCGUCGUGCGGACCAGAGAAGAGAGCUUCGAGCAGAUCAGAUGGAAGUUGCGGGCCAGGCGCGGGGCCGAAAACGCAAGCAUAGUGGCGAAUCAGAGAAUGAGGGAGGGGCGACGAGCGAGCAGACGGCAAGUCGGGUUGAAGGAGCACACUCGACUGCCAAUAUCAAAGUGAUGGGGGCAGAGGAUGCUAGCGGGCCGGGCAGUUCCGACUCGGCUUCAUCAGAGUGCGGUGAUAAUUGCGAAGGUGCGGACGACGAAUCUUCUGAAACGGACGACGAGGAGACGGCAUCGGACAAGGAGAUGCUGGACGAUUGUCCACUGCCGGUUGAUUCCGCUCAGAACCAUCGUCUCGCGGACCAAGAAAGAGUGAUGGGAGCAAGUGCAAUGGAGAUUGCGGCUCGCGACUUGGUUGCAAAAGGCUAUGUGGUAUUCACGGCAAACACCAAGUGGAACUCCAAGAAGGGAAAAAAAUGCAUGGUUCCUCCACGAGAUUGGCCGGCAUCUACCUUAGCAAAUUGCCUGAUCAACCGCUACUUCCACCCCUCUGACAACACGCUGCUGAUCAACACGGCAGCGUCCGGAAUUGUCGUGCUCGACUUUGACGUCGGUGACAGGGGCAUGGAGCAGCUAGCAUUCUGGGAAACCGAGCACGGCGCGUUUGAUGCUCCCCGGGUGCGCACGGGCAGCGGGGGAGUGCACAUCUACUUCUCUCAUCAGAGAAGUCUCGAGUCGGGGCUGGGCGCGGAGACACCGACCCACUUUGCAAAGCUAGAGCUGAGAGUCGGAGAUCCGGAAUCUAGAAAGGCGGUUUUGAAGAAGGUGGGAGUCGACAUGAGGGGUGUUAGCUCAAACGGCAUGAUCGCAUGCCCCCCGUCGUCAUAUGAGCGACUCGGUGAGACGGCACGAUAUUUAGUCGUUGGAGGAGGCGAGCUCCCCCCAGCAAAAGAUUUGCCCCCUCUCCCGAAUUGGUUGAUCGAGAUUCUCAACGAGCGGGUGUCGAGGCGUUCUGGGCAACGCUCGAAAGGGCCACCCGAGCUUUCCAGUGCGCCCGUGCCUAGCGCGAGAGCCAAUGCGGAAUUUGAGGCGCCGGACCUAAUGGAUCUUGAGCUGCAGCAAGACGUGGUCAAGGCAAUGCGAGGCAUGCUCAGCAGUUUCGGCGACAACUCCUCUGUCUUCUCGAAGGCGGAGCCGAGCACGGCUGCCGGUUUUGGGGCCGUGAUGUACCACUGGCGAAAUGAUGUGGGAGGGCGGGUGUGUCCGUAUGCAGAGGAGGGGGCGCAGCCGCACAGCAGCAACAAUUUUGGUCUGCUCAGAAGAGGAACAGAGAUCACCUACGUAUGCCACAGCCAACGGUGCAAGACUGGCGACAGCAAGCGAAACAAAAAACUCGGGCGUCUUCGCUUCCCGGUGGCCGCAGCUUAUUCCGACGCUUCUCCGCUGAACAGCGAUCGCGAUCGAUUGUACGAGAGUCGAGAACUGCUCCCCCUCUGGUUUUUGCGACAGAACCUCUCGGUUUCGGCGGGUGAUGAAGGAGGGGCAUUGAUCAUCGACCGCUUGCAAACGUACACGGGUUUCAAGCUCGUUUUCUGCAACGAAAAGUGGUUUUAUUAUGACGGAUCGGUUUGGGGGGUGGACGUGAAUGGACGACUUGCGAGCCAAAUUUGCCGCGGAGAGCUCAACAAGAUUAGCAAGGCGUAUAAAAAGGAGACGGAGAAAGAAAAGGAGAAGAAAAAGGAGGCUGCGUCGGAUGCCGACGGCAAGAGUUCGCAAGCGGAGGAGGAGAAAAAGUCUACGAAGGAGAAGCUCGUGAACUUCAACUUCAACGCCAAGAUGAGCCAGAUCAUGACAACUCUGAAAGGGUAUUGCUUGGAGACGGCAUUUGAAGAGUCGUUGAAUACCAACAGAGAUGCGCUUCCUCUUCAAAACGGAGUCAUACUGCUUAAGAGCGGUAUCCUGGUGCCACACCAUCCGAAGUUUUUGUGGUCUUUCAAGCUCCCCGUCUGGUGGCCGUCGACUGGGCUUGCUACGCCGUUGGGCAGAACGGGAGAGUUUCUUCGUCAAAUCACGCACACUUCGGAGGCGCUUGCUUAUCUCCAGCGCAUUCUUGGAUACGGCAUCACGGGGCACACGUCCAACCAGGUCAUGUUGACGAUGAUCGGCGAGGGCGGAGCGGGAAAGAGCCUUUUGUUGGCUAUGCUGAAGCGAGUGAUCGGCCCGUUCUACAAGGACGUCUCGAAGGACAUGCUUGUGACGUCCAAGGGGCAACGGCCGCUCGGUAAAGGUGCUGCAAAUCCAGCGGAAGCAGGUUUACGAAACAUUCGUUUCGCUGUAUGCUCGGAGACGGAAGAUACGGAUGAGUUUUCAGAGGCCAACGUGAAGCGGUUGAUCGGAGAGGCCUUUAUCACGAGUAGAGCGCUCUACUCGGAUUACGUCACAUUUGCCACAACUCAGCUGCACAUUCUCUGCUCCAACUACCCUCCUCGAGUGAAGACCUGGACGAUAGCGCUCAAGCGACGCCUCUUGACGCUUGUAUUUCCAAUGCGCUUUUUCUAUCCGGACGAACCGGGCUACAACCCGGACAACCCAUUUCAUGGAAUCCGGGACCUCGCAUUGGAAGACAUCUUGAAGGCAGAGCCCGAGAAGCUAUUGGUAUUUCUGGUGCAAGGUGCCAAGGACUGGUACGCAAGUGGGAAGAAGCUUCUUGACAUGCCGGAGAGCAGCAAGGCGUACAUGCACUCCUGGGAGCAGGAAAACGAUCCGUUCGCGGCUUUCCUUCAGGAGGAAGGCAAAAUGAACAUCAAGGCUUUCGAGUCCACACGCAGUCUCAUGGACGCAUAUAACAACCCGGACAGGUUGGUCGACGGCGUGAGAUUCGGCGACAGCGACGUGCCACAGAUCCACAAUGAUCGGAAGUUCGCGGAUCCUUGCAAGAAGAAGGGGCUGGAGGGCCCGGACAAGCCAUCCAAGCUAAGAUUCGCCAACCCGGGGCACACAGUCCGGGGUUAUCGGGGAUUCCAGCUCAAUACGCCAACAAAAGAGAGUAUCGUAGAGAGAUAGCAUAUGUAUAGUCUCUCAUUGGAGUACGAGUCACGUUUCAAUAACUUCUGUAUAGCCUCGUUCAACGCCGUUAUCAAGCACUUGCUCCGCUGUGUAUAAGAUCAGAUUGACGUCUUGCGCCGAGUAUCUGACUUCUUUAUAUGGAGAUCUUAUCGCAGCGUCAAGAAAAGUCGUCAGAGAACCUAGAGUGGUUGUCUUUGACACCGGUUCCAUAGCACGUGCUAGAAUCAGCAACACCCCCCUUCUUAGAUCCGCACUUUUAAUCGAUCGAAUGUACAAUCCUCGUUCGAUCCACAUUUCGACAC